AUGAGUGGUCUAAUAGCGAAAAAAGCAUUUAAAAUAAUAACUCUAAAUGGAAUAGAACGUAGCGAUGUCUACUCUAGUAAAAAAGAUCUGUUGUCUUGGUGCCGGUUACGUGGUCCAACGUGUGCGGUCAUUGCUUACAAGUGCCCUCACAUCAAAGUUACUAUCGUUGACCUAAACGAAAUUCGCAUUGCCGCCUGGAAUUCUAAUAACCUUCCGAUAUACGAACCUGGACUUGAUGAAAUUGUUUUUGCUUGUCGAGGAAGAAAUUUAUUCUUUACAACAGAAGUUGAACAAGCUGUCAUAGAAGCAGAUCUCAUAUUUGUAUCUGUGAAUACACCAACAAAGAAGGUCGGUAUGGGUGCAGGAUAUGCUGCUGACUUAGCAUAUGUCGAAUCUGCUACUCGCCAAAUUGCCGAAGUUGCAAGAAGUUCAAAGAUUGUCGUUGAAAAAUCUACUGUACCGUGCCGUACUGCUGAAAGCAUGCGAACAAUAUUGGAGGCAAAUUCUCGUGAUGAUAUCCGAUUUGAUAUUUUAUCAAAUCCCGAAUUUCUUGCCGAAGGAACUGCUAUCAAUGAUCUACUACAUCCGGAUCGUGUGUUAAUAGGCGGUUUACAAACACCCGAGGGUCGACGAGCCCAAGAGGCCUUGGUCGAAAUAUACGCGCAAUGGGUCCCCACAGAUAAGAUUAUCACCACCAACCUAUGGUCAUCCGAGCUUUCAAAGUUGGCUGCUAAUGCUUUGUUAGCUCAACGUAUUUCAUCGAUCAACGCUUUGUCGGCUAUCUGUGAGGCAACAGGUGCGGACAUUGAUGAAGUAGCUUAUGCUUGCGGACGAGAUUCACGUAUUGGACCGAAAUUUUUGAAAGCAUCAGUUGGAUUUGGUGGCAGUUGUUUUCAAAAGGACAUUUUAAACUUGGUUUACUUAUCGGAGCAACUUAAUUUACCCGAAGUAGCCGCAUAUUGGAAACAAGUGGUUGAUCUGAAUGAAUACCAGAAGAAGCGUUUUGUCUCUUGCAUAAUUAAAACCCUGUUCAAUACCAUUACAAAUAAAAGAAUUGCGGUAUUAGGGUUUGCUUUUAAGAAAGAUACCGGUGAUACCCGCGAAUCAGCUGCGAUCACUUUGUGCAAAGAUUUUAUUCAGGAGAACGCGCAAGUUCGUAUUUAUGAUCCAAAGGUCACAGAUGAACAAAUCUUUUUGGAUUUGAGCGAACCAGGCGUCUUGGAUAAUACAAAAUCAUUGAAAAAACGUGUUACUAUAGCUCGAUCUGCCUAUGAGGCUUCCGAAAAUGCUGAUGCAAUAGUUAUUGCCACCGAAUGGGAUGAAUUCAAGGUGUUGGACUAUGAAAAGAUUUACGAGAAAAUGCAUAAACCCGCGUUCAUUUUUGAUGGGCGUCUUAUUAUUGAUGCCGAAAGAUUGAGAUCCAUAGGAUUUCGUGUACACACCAUUGGCAAAGCAUCCAUCUAA
Molecule: messenger RNA, 1464 nt
Organism: Acaulospora morrowiae
Lineage: Eukaryota; Fungi; Glomeromycota; Glomeromycetes; Diversisporales; Acaulosporaceae
Source: the annotation of a GenBank genome assembly